AUCUAGGGUCUGAACUGUGCUUCCAAUAUCCAGGUUGCCGUAAAGAGUGUUUAAACAAAUAGAGUGGUGCCUCUGUAAAUGUGGGAGCAAGAAAUUAUUAGGAAACACUUGAAAAUAUUUCCCUUCUUUCUUGAUGUUGUUUCUGGUUCUAGGAAAAUCAGCUGGAGUGGAACUGAGUCCUCAGAAUGAGCCAAUAGAGAGGACUGAUGAAGACAACUUAACCUAUCAACAUAUUUUACCCGAAUCUUCGGAGCUUUCUGCCUGUCAUGCUUUGUCUGACGAUGACAUGUCUGAGAAGUCUUUCCUCUCACGAGACCAGAAGCAAGACGGUGAGACUGAGAAGAUGCCAGCAGUGGCGAGCUGUUUCCCUCAAGACUUACUAAUGGAACACAUACAGGAAAUUCGAACUUUGAGAAAACGUUUGGAAGAUUCUAUUAAAACAAAUGAGAAGCUACGAAAGCACCUGGAACAGCAGGGUUCUGAGUCUGAUCAAGGUUCCACAAACAUUUUUGCUUAUGGAUCAGAGCUGCACAGUUCUCUGACAUCAGAGAUCAAUUUCCUGAGGAAGCAGAACCAGGCUCUUAGUACCAUGCUCGCAAACGGGUCCAGAGAUAAACAGAAGGAGAAUGAAAAAUUACGAGAGUCCCUCUCUAAGAAGGCUGCUAGUCUUCAGUAUCUCCAGCAAGAGUAUGCUGGUGUGAAGGAAGAAAAUGAGAGGCUACAGAAGGACAUCAGUGAGAAAGAAAGACACAACCAGCAGCUGGAUUGGGAGCUGGGCAGGGCACAGGAGGAGGUGACAUUGAGGCAACAGAUGCUCUCACAGAAUGAAAAGCUACUGCAGUCCCUCCGAGUGGAGCUGAAGGUGUAUGAGAAGCUGGAUGAGGAGCACAGGAAGCAUCAUCUAGCGGCCCGAGCUGAGGUGUCUGGAGAAGUCUGGAAGGGGCAGGAUCCUUUCAGUGACCUGCAGGGCCUCUUGACUGAGAUGCAGGCUCUACGGGUGCAGCUGGAGAAGAGCAUCGAAACCAACAACACCUUGCGGAGCAAGCUGGAGGAGCAGCUGAUGCAGGGGGCGAAGCAGACCCAGGAAGGAGCCCUCUCUCCAGCUGUCCAGACCCUGUCUGCCCCUAAGUGGUCUCUUCAGCUGGACAAACAUGAUGGUGACAAAUGUCCCAUAGCAAGUGAUAAUUCGUUUGAUCCAUUUGAUUCCACCCAGGCAGUGUCACCAAAAUCAGCAUCAGACACUCCUCUGUUCUCCAGAAAUGAUGUGGACUCCCUCUCCUGCGAGAGUAGCAGCUCAUCUGCCCACACACCAUGCAUGCCUGGCCUGGUCACUGGCCACCGUUUGUGGGCCAGCAAGAAUGGCUGCCAUGUCCUGGGCCUGAUUGAGGACUAUGAUGCCCUCUGCAAGCAGAUUGGCCAGGGCCAGAGGCUCCUUGUUGAGAUGGACAUUCAAACCCAGAAGGCUCUGUACCCCACAAGUCCAGAGCCAGGGACAAAGGGUUCACACCCAGCACCUCUGAGCAAGCUUGUCUCCAGUGUGACUGCAGCCAAGGUGGUCCUGGAAGAGGCCUCAAGGCUGUUGCAGCAUCUCUGGAGAGUCUCACUCCCUAACAAUGGCCAGUGUACCCUUCACUGUGAGCAGAGUGAAGAAAUGAAGGCAGAGAUCAACAAACUUCACAAAAAAUUGUUUGAACAAGAAAAGAAGCUGCAGAACACUGCAAAGCUUUUACAACAGAGCAAGCACCAGGAAAAAGUCAUCUUUGAUCAGUUGGUUGUCACCCACAAAGUCCUUCGGAAGGCCAGAGGAAACCUGGAGCUCAGGCCUGGUGGUGCCCACCCAGGAGCGUCCAGUCCCAGCAGACCAGGCUCCUGAGGAGAACUUCAGUCAAUAAAGUUGUGCCCUGAGCUCAUACUGUCUCUGUUCUAACUGUGCCUCCUGGUGUGCAAGAAGAGAGGUCUGCUGCCUAAAGGAAAUUGUUGUUCCCUCAAUGUCUUCUGUCUGAAAAUUGGUGUAAGGGUUGCUGUCUCCAAGGUUCAGGCACUGUGUCACAAGGCACUGGGAAGGCCUU
Molecule: messenger RNA, 2069 nt
Organism: Castor canadensis (American beaver)
Lineage: Eukaryota; Metazoa; Chordata; Mammalia; Rodentia; Castoridae
Source: RefSeq, a predicted model, not a curated record